UUUCCUUUUCUCAUUAAAGACAUUUGGCAAUUCAAAGCCCCUGAACCCUAGUUUGGGCAUCUCUAGUCUAAAAGGAGCAUAAAGCUGAUGCAGUGACUCCUGUUCUACUGCUGCUAAAAGUUUAUUGAUCACAUGGGUCUGUGUGUGUGUGUGUGUGUGUGUGUGUUUAAGCGUGCGGGUGCUCCUGAGCUGCAGGGAGGGUCUGCGAUGACGUCACUGCUAUUUCCUUGAGUGAAGCUUGAUUAUUGGUCGACGCCGUGACACUGAGCGCUUCCGGUUGAGGUUGCCAGGUCCUCUAACUUCUUAUCAACAAAAGUAUUUCCACCACCAGAGCUGCUGCUCACACAAUGUUUUCUGUUUUCCUGCACCACUCUGAGUAAACCCCAGUGGCUUUUUUGUGUGAAAAUUCCAACAGAUCAUUAGUUUAUAAAAAAAACUCCAAUCAAAUCCACCUGCAACUAAUCACCAUAGCACAGUUAUAAUAUCUAAGAGCACACCUUUCUACAUCCUAAAGAUUGAUGAAAACACAAGGUUCUUGACCUGUAUCUGCAUGAUUUUAUACUUGCACUGUUGCCAAGUCAACUAUGAUUUUAUUGACAUUCCAACCAUAUACAGUACAGUACAGUGUGUAACGAAAUGAUGUUCCCCCUGGACCAAGGUGCUGCAUAACACAACAUAAAUUGACAAAAACAACAACAAAAAUGCAUGAAUGUGCAAAAAAAAACAUCUUGGAAAAAACAAAAGAUGAUGUCUAAAGAAACAAAAGUACUCUUGAAACCAACCAUUGCUCUCUUGAACCACUAAGUCUGCAUUAUAGUGAGUUGAGUUACAUCUUCAAUCUAAUAAUCAGACUAAGAUAUGCACGGUUUUGGGUUCAGUUAUGUGUGACUUCUUCCACCCUUCACCUCGGACAGUCAGGGGGAGAACUGCCAUGCGUGGAACUGGUCCUUGGUGCAGAAAAAGGCUGAGGAAAGCAGAUGUGGGUGCUGGUUGUAGCUCAGUGGUUAAACCAUUGGGCUUUGGGUGUGAAGGUCGUGAGUUCAAAAGCUGACAAUUCUGGGCCCCUGAGCAAGGCCCUUCACCUCAAAACUGCUUAGGUGUAUAAAUGAGGUGAAUAUAAGUCGAUGUGGAUAAGCUCAUCUGCCAAAUGCCAUAAAUAAAACGUGUAGAGGAUCUCGGUGUUUGAUUGCGCCCCAGGCGGGAUUUUGUAUCUUUGACCAGGCAACCCUGAGAAUACAGCGCGUGGAGGUGAAAAAAUCCCCACCCGUAUUCGUGCGCGUGCCGACGGGAGGCCGUGACGUCGAGUGUUUUCUGUCUCGGUGUGAGAUCUCUCAGGUCGCGACUUCUUCUCCCCGACUCCAUCACGGGGCUGCGCUGAAUCAGCAUGGGCUUUCACACCGAGUGAAUACAUACCGAGGAGUGAACGGAUAACGCGCAGUCGGGUGGACAUGGCGCGCGCGUGUGUGAGUGUGUGAGAUGAUGUAGGCUAACGCUGGACUGUCAGCGUCCCUUCACACCGCGGAGAAGUUCCAGGUGCACUUUUGGGGGCUCUGCGUCCUCCUCCUCCUCUCCUCCUCCUCCUCCUGCUCGCAGGUACAGAGGUGGGAACCGUGUACUAUAAUACACACAGCCGCAAGGCGCCGCCGCCUGGAAGGAGAAGCUCCGAGCGCUGCUGCUGCUUCUGGUGUCGUGAGAGAUGAAGAGCUAGGCUGUAUGGAGGAUCUGAGGGCCUUCACGGCCAUACUGUUUACCCCUCCGGAGUUUCUCCAGCAAGCCGACAGGCGGUAGCCCUUUUGAACUCGUUUUCCCUGCAGGACUCUCUGUCUAUCUCCUUCUUUCUCUCUCUAUCUCUCUCUCGGGCGCCAUGGCGUGGGUGCUGAAGAUGGACGACGCCACGAUCGAGUCGGGACUCGUCCACGACUUUGACGCCAGUCUGUCCGGAAUCGGGCAGGAGCUCGGGGCAGGAGCCUACAGCAUGAGUGAUGUGCUAGCUCUGCCCAUUUUUAAGCAGGAGGACGGGAACGCCUCAGUCGAGUCUGAGAGCAAGAAUCCUCCGUUUCAAUACGUACUGUGUGCUGCUACCUCCCCAGCUGUUAAACUGCAGGAGGAGACUCUCACCUACCUAAACCAAGGCCAGUCUUAUGAGAUCCGUCUGCUAGAUAACAGGAAGAGGGAGGAAAUGCCUGAACUCAACAACAAGACUGUGAAGAGUAUAGUGAGAGUUGUGUUUCAUGACCGGAGGCUGCAGUACAUGGAGCAUCAGCAACUGGAAGGCUGGAAGUGGAAUCGGCCUGGUGACCGUCUCCUUGACAUUGAUAUCCCUAUGUGCGUGGGUAUCACUGAACCCUGCACCCAUGCCUCCCAGCUGAAUGCUGCUGAGUUUCUGUGGGACGUUUCCAAAAGGGCUUCUGUAUUCGUACAGGUGCACUGCAUCAGCACAGAGUUCACACCGAGGAAGCAUGGUGGCGAGAAGGGCGUACCGUUCCGCAUCCAGAUUGACACCUUCAAACAGGAUGAGAAUGGGGAGUACAUGGAGCACAUGCACUCUGCCAGCUGUCAGAUCAAAGUGUUUAAGCCGAAGGGAGCAGACCGGAAACAAAAGACUGACAGAGAGAAGAUGGAAAAAAGGAGUGCACAAGAGAAGGAGAAAUACCAGCCCUCUUAUGAUACUACAAUUUUGUCAGAGACUCGUCUGGAGCCAGUGAUAGAGGAAGCUGUGGAGCAUGAGCUUAAGAAGUCGAGUAAGCGCACCCUCCCUGCAGACUGUGGAGACUCAACGGCCAAGAGCAAGAGAGGCAGUUGUUCUCCUUGGCCUGAUAAUGCUUACGUGAAUCCAAACACCGCAGCCACCCCAACCUUCACUUCCAACACACACUCCUACAGUAACGCCGUUCCCGAAAGUGAAUCAUCUUCACCCAAGCACCAAGCUGAUUGUAGCCAGGUCUUCAUGGAGUCUUUAAGCCCAACAGCUACCAUGCAGGAGGUGCAGCAGUGGCUUCUUAAGAACAGGUUCAACUCCUAUAGUCGAGUUUUUACACAUUUCUCAGGUUCCGAUUUACUGAAACUGACUCGUGAAGAUUUGGUGCAGAUCUGUGGGCCAGCCGAUGGGAUCCGUCUUUACAACGCGCUAAAAUCAAAGGGAGUUCGACCGCGGUUGACUGUGUACGUGUGUCAGGAGUGUGUGAGUCCUCUGCUGGAGAGACGCUGCCACAGCAAGAACGGAGAACACCGCAGUCCCCCUGCCAUAAACGUUUACCAUGCGCUUUACCUCGAAGACCUGACCGCACAUGAGCUGACCAGAAAAAUAUCGAACGUGUUUUGCCUGCCGCUAACCCUCGUUAAUCAAGUGUACAGGCAGGGCCCUACAGGAAUACAUGUAUUGCUCAGUGACCAGAUGGUGUCUAACUUCUUUGAUGAGAGUUGCUUCGUUGUCAGUAUGUUAAAAGAUGAUACCAGUGACCGAUUCCACCUAGUUCUGAAGUAAAGGCAUUUUCAAGACGAGUUGCUGAUGUCACUGAUGUUCCUCACUGCCGUUCCUGAGCACUGAACAGGCUCCAUCCUUCUCUUUCUCCCUUGCUCUAUCUCUCUCCAUAUCUGCUGUGAGAGAGAUGGUGCAAAGGUUGGUCAAGGCCUUGUACCUGUUAGAAUCUGACUUCAGCGUAUACAUUGUUUCAUAUUGAAAACACUUUAACUGAUGAAAUUUUAUGUGUGAACAGAAGGGACAGCUCUGAAGCAUUUGUGGGUUUUAAAGAUUUAGUGGGAGGGAUGGAAGGAUGGAUUGAAAAAAACACGGUGCAGGGUUCUCUUGCACAGUCCGAUGAUGGGACCGAUGGGACUUGGUCACGAGGCUGCCCUCGAUUAACAAUCUGGUGAUCACACCAUCUCCACUUGAAUAGUUUACCAUGUGUAAUAGUGGCUGUGCUUGUUUGAUUGCCUAACGCACCUGUCUGUCUGAAAAGGACUGCACUUUUUUUUUAUGAUCUUUGUUUUUUUUAUUGUGAUUUUGUUUGCUCAUGUUUUGGUUUUGGUUUUUCUUGACACCCUCAUGUCUGCACAGAUGAAGUGAUUCCUGUGUGUAUGAUCACCUGUAGCUUGUUGUGAGGUAAAAAGCUUGGGCAGUGUUUUCAUGCAUAAAGCUUCCUUUCACAGAGUAAAUUAUGGUACUGUUUGUCUGCUUCUGCCGAGACCAAUCAUCUCUUGGUGCCAAAAUACUCGACUGUGUUUGUAUGACUCUGUAGGGCAACUUCCGAUUGGUGAUGUUUAGGUUGUACCAUUUUUUUUCUUUCUUUUUUUUUGUUGACCAUUAACUCUUUAAAUUAAUUAUAUAAUUUUUUGCUCUAGUUAUAAUGUUACAAAAUGGCAACAUGUAUUUUGUCAUUUAAUGUCUUUUUUUUGUUCCCUUUUUCUUCCCUUAUUUGAGACUGUUGUGGUUGGUUGGCUCAGUAGCAAUGCAUUGGGCAGCUGUGGCAUGUACUGUGCAUAUUUUUUUUUUCUUUGUUUUUUACCACUAAGCAUGAUGGGCAUGACUGUUGCCCUCUUUUAAUUGUAGGAUGAAUGACCAAGUCUGCACUGACAUGAACAUACAGGAGCUCCACUCUGCUGUAUAUGCUGGUGUUCAACGCUGUUCAGAAUAAAGGUGUAGGUCGUGUGCACCCAUCGUUCACGCUCCUCGACGGGUGGAGAAUAAAAAAUAUGGUGAUGUCUCAGCCCUCUCGUCCUCUGUGGAUCAUAUGGACCGUCCUGUGUGUUUCCAUGAGAACAGUUAUGGUACAGCCAUAUCACUGUGUCUUUAAGGAAGCUUGUCAUGUAUUAUAAGAUGCUGGGAUGUACACACUUCAUGCCUGUACCAGAAAUAAAAUAAUUUUAAUAUA
Messenger RNA from Silurus meridionalis, 4871 nucleotides. RefSeq names its product upstream binding protein 1 (gene ubp1). The record is from RefSeq and is a predicted model, not a curated record. The transcript is spliced from 16 exons. NCBI's taxonomy places the organism in Eukaryota, Metazoa, Chordata, Actinopteri, Siluriformes, Siluridae. The coding region runs from base 1865 to 3484 and encodes 539 amino acids. Gene Ontology annotation, molecular function: RNA polymerase II cis-regulatory region sequence-specific DNA binding; DNA-binding transcription activator activity, RNA polymerase II-specific. Gene Ontology annotation, cellular component: nucleus. Gene Ontology annotation, biological process: regulation of transcription by RNA polymerase II.